AUGGUACUCAUUCACCACCUCACAGAAGAAUAUGAUCUGAACUGGUGUGGUCUUAUUGCGCCUCCUAGGUUCUAUCCAUGCGCCCCCUCAUCUGCCUAUGCAUUCCUCAUGCAAUGGCACCCACCCACCGUCCUGAAGAAUAUGAUCCGAACAGCGGUACUCAUUCACCACCUCACAGAAGAAAAUGAUCUGAACUGGUGUGGUCUUAUUGCGCCUCCUAGGUUCUAUCCAUGCGCCCCCUCAUCUGCCUAUGCAUUCCCCAUGCAAUGGCACCAACCCACCGUCCUGAAGAAUAUGAUCCGAAUGGGUGUGGCCUUGUUACGCCCCCUAGAUCUGUCUGCCCGCCCCUCUAUGCAUCCCGCCAUCCGGAAGAAUAUGAUCCGAACAGGUGCAGCCUUGUUAUGCCUGCCAGAUCUGCCGCCAAUUGAACAUACAUAUUCUUCACCCAUCCGCUCUUCCUCGUUCAUGCCAACGCCGUCUGCCAUUCGUGUGCAUCUCUUGCUCGUUCAGGCUCUGGAAAACAGAUACCUUUGCCACCACAACGUUCUCACCACCGUCGACCACUCAUGA
Suillus subalutaceus is the source of this 570-nucleotide messenger RNA. RefSeq lists its product as uncharacterized. The record is from RefSeq and is a predicted model, not a curated record. Bases 1 to 570 code for a protein of 189 amino acids. NCBI's taxonomy places the organism in Eukaryota, Fungi, Basidiomycota, Agaricomycetes, Boletales, Suillaceae. The transcript has 2 exons.